AUGGAAGAAUUCGAGGAAGAUCGACUUGGAAUGACCGAACAAGAACAACAACGAGCGGAACUUUAUGGAAACACGAUACUAAUACGAGACUGCAUUGAGGAUCAGACUUAUCCUAUGCCCCUACGGUACAUCAUUAGUGGUAUGUCUGGCCUAUACGACAAGUCAGACAACUGCUUCGUUGGAUCUGAAAGCGAGUUGAGUCGACACGCGGAGAACACAGUCUGGGAAGAGACAGUAUACGGAGCCAGGAUGCCUUUUAGAGUCUACACGGCGUGCGCUAGCGCGACUCCGAGACCUCCACCUAAACUACUCACCAGGAAAGAGUGGAGACAGCAAUCGAAAAAGGGGAUACUCUCUUGGCGGAAAGAAGAAGGGAGGGCAGGGGUGAAGAUCAGACGUGUCAUGCCCAUGAAAGGCGUCGAUGUUGAGUUUGACCACUCCCUCAUGCCACUUCUACCAGGUCGUGGUGAGCCUAUACCAGGCGAUGAUCGCGCGAGUCAAGAUCAGUAG
Molecule: messenger RNA, 510 nt
Organism: Aureobasidium musti
Lineage: Eukaryota; Fungi; Ascomycota; Dothideomycetes; Dothideales; Saccotheciaceae
Source: the annotation of a GenBank genome assembly